AUGCAAGCUGCUGUUCAUCUUCCAAACACACCUACUUUGAAGAUCGUAAAUGACUUCGAGAUUCCGAAACCCGGACCAAACCAAGUUCUUCUAAAGGUCCAAGCUUCCGGGGUCUUUCUACUCAGCCAGUUUCCAGAAGAUCCACGCACCUAUAUUUUGGGGCAUGAGUGCUCUGGAAUUGCCGUCGCGCUCGGGUCCGACGUUAGCACAAUUCAAUUAAACAAACGCUAUGUUGUCCUCAACUUGGGCGGUUGUGCUGGCUGUGUGGCGAAACUCGGGAGUUCGAACUCGACGGGAUCAACGGGAUCACCACCUAACUUGUUCGACCUUGCAAUUUUUGGGAUUGGAGCAAACGGUGGACAUGCAGAAUAUGCAGUAGCCAAUGCCGAUGUUCUUGUCCCUGUUCCUGACAAUGUGUCUGCAGAGGACGCAGCCGUAAUGGCUGAUGCAGGAACCACAGCCUGGCAUGCGAUCAAGACAACAGCACAGGUUAAGAAAGGUGAUCGUGUCCUCAUUACAGGGAUCGGUGGGCUCGGGCUUCUAGCAGUGCAAUUUGCCGUCUUCCUCGGAGCGGAGGUGUUUGCUGUGGAUAUGCGCCGAAGCAGCCGCGAGCUUGCACUCAAGUUUGGUGCUCGUCAGGCAUUUGACCUCAUCGAGCUCGAUGUUGCACUUACCAAGGGCUUCCAAGUGGACAUUGCAGUUGAUUUUGUUGCUACUAAUACCACUUUUACCAAGGAGAUUACUGCUAUUAGCGGGGCGCUAUUUAACACUGGCCUGCAGAGACGCGGGAGGCUGGUUAUAGUCGGAGUUACUGACCAGAACCUGGUCGUGAAUGAUUUUAUGGGUAUCUCUACCGGAGUGGAAAUUCGUUUCUCUGUGUACGGUCUCAGAGAGGACUUGGUUGAAGCUUUGGACCUUGGAAUUAUCAAGCCAGUUGUUGAUAGACUUCCACUGCACGAAGCGAACAAGGCGUAUGACGAGCUCCGCGCUAAUUUGGUUUUAUCACGCAAGGUCUUGAUUCCCCCCACAUUCUGGAAGGGUCAAGACUGA
Messenger RNA from Fomitiporia mediterranea MF3/22, 1050 nucleotides. Its product is annotated as GroES-like protein. The transcript is spliced from 10 exons. Lineage: Eukaryota; Fungi; Basidiomycota; Agaricomycetes; Hymenochaetales; Hymenochaetaceae. Gene Ontology annotation, molecular function: oxidoreductase activity; zinc ion binding. The coding region runs from base 1 to 1050 and encodes 349 amino acids. The record is from RefSeq and is a predicted model, not a curated record.